Messenger RNA from Paramecium sonneborni, 1416 nucleotides. The record is from the annotation of a GenBank genome assembly. Lineage: Eukaryota; Ciliophora; Oligohymenophorea; Peniculida; Parameciidae.
AUGUUCUAAGAAUUGAUUUUAUCUGAUUCUGAUUCAUUUCGUCAAAAGAAAAGAGGAAGAAAUUAAAAUGAUCGUCAAAGUAAGAUUUUGCAUCUAAUUUUAGUUUCAAGUUAAGAAAAGUUUGAGUUUUAAUAAUAAUACUAGUUGUUUUAACAAUUUUAUGAGAGUUGCCAGAAUAUUCCGAUAGACUUUUUGUAUUUAAAAGAAUAUUUUAAUAUUGGUUUAAAUGAUUGUCCAAGUGAUGUAGAGGUAUUUAAGAUUCAAAAAAAAUUAAACAAUCGACGAAUCUCUUCAAAUUAAAAAAAAAGUUGGAGUUGUGAUGAAAAAAAAGUCUUGGUUUGGGUCAUUGGUAAAUAUUGUUCUUUGAAAUAAAAAAAUUGUAGAUUUUUAAAUAGUGAUGAUUUUAACGAAAUUGCCUAAUAUUUAUUUAGGAGAAAUGCUGAAAACAUCAAGUAAAAAUGGAUUUCUAUGCAUAAAACAUCAUUGGUUACAUAACCAUUUACAUAAGAAGAAGAUUAUCAUUUAUCAAUACUAUAUGAUGAAUAUAAAAAUGAUGAAAAUAGAUGGAAGUAAAUUGCUUAGAAGAUGAAUAAAAUAACUUAAAUAUACAGAACAAGUAAGCAACUACGUGAAAGAUGGAUAAAUUACUUAGAUCCAUCAUUAAUUAGAAUUAAGGAUCCUUGGAGUGAUAGAGAAGAUUUAGAAUUGGUUUAUUAAAUUUAAUAAAAAGGUAAAAAGUGGACAGAAAUUGCUAAACAAUUAAAACGAAAUGAAAAUUAAGUGAAAAACAGAUUUAAUGGUUUAUUAAAAAGAGAUGAAGUAGACGAUGAUCUAAAUAAAUUAAUUGAUAAAAUAUUAUGGAGAAUUAGUAAAUAACCAAUAGAUGAUAUUAAAAAUAAUAAAGAAAAACAAAAUAUUCAUAAUAAUCAUAAUUAAAGUUUGUUAUUUGCUAUAGGAAAUAUUGAUUCGAUUACUAGAGAAGAAACAUAUGAAUUAACUCCUUGUAUGGUUAAUCUUAAGACAAAUUAAAUAUAUUUUACUCCUAAUUAUUUGUUAUAGGAAAUCCUAUAAUAUUAAUAAUAAGAUGUAAGAGAUGAUUUUGAUAAAAUAAAAAGAGAAAUUGAAAAGUUUGAACCAACUCAAUUCAGAGUAGCCUCUCUAUCUAUUAUCAGCGAAGAGUAUUAACAACCAUAAAGAUAAAAUAACUAACCACAUUUCAUACAGUCAUUUUCUGAAAUGCCUAAUUUUGAAUCAUCUAAUUAACCUGCAUCAUUAGAAGUAAAGACAUUUAUUAAUCCAUUUUACUCCUUGAAGAAUUUAUAGUAAAAGUACUUUAAACAUCGAACUGAUUUAUCAUUGCCAAAGACAAUCAAAUAUUUACCUUGGCAUUCUUUACCUUAAUUAUUAUUUUGCUGA